Molecule: messenger RNA, 1160 nt
Organism: Rhinichthys klamathensis goyatoka
Lineage: Eukaryota; Metazoa; Chordata; Actinopteri; Cypriniformes; Leuciscidae
Gene: sgcb
Product: sarcoglycan, beta (dystrophin-associated glycoprotein)
Exons: 6
Coding region: 138-1079 (313 amino acids)
Biological process (GO): muscle organ development
Cellular component (GO): sarcolemma; sarcoglycan complex
Source: RefSeq, a predicted model, not a curated record
UGUUUGAAGUGUAUAGUCCACGUGAAAGUUUGGCUAUUUGUGUUUAUUUUUUGGAUAACGGUUCUCUCGCAGUGGUUUCUCCUCAGGCUGUGUGAAGCUGUCAGUGCAGUCUGUGUGUUCAGAGAGGGAGGGUCAACAUGGCGUCGGAGCAGGAAAUCUCAAAUGCCCCAGUGAAGAAAUCUAUGAGGGAGAAGGCUAUCGAGCGCAGAUCAGCUAAUAAAGAGCACAACAGUAAUUUUAAGGCCGGAUAUGUUCCAAUUGAAGAGGAGCGACUCCACAAGACAGGACUGAGGGGUCGCAAGGGCAUUAUUGCCAUUGGCAUAGUCAUCCUACUCUUUCUGCUUGCGCUCAUUAAUCUCAUUAUAACUCUAGUGAUAUGGACAGUUAUACGGAUAGGUCCGGGAGGUUGUGAAAGUAUGGAGUUUCACGAGAGCGGCCUGCUACGCUUCAAACAGAAGGCCGAUAUGGGUGUGGUUCACCCGCUGCACAAGAGCACAGUGGGCGGCAGGAAGGACCAGGACCUCGUCAUUACUGGCAACAAUAACCCAGUGGUGUUCCAGCAAGGCAACACUAAGCUGAGCGUGGAGGAAGAUAAAACGUCUAUCGUCAGCGACUUGGGCAUCUCCUUCACUGACCCCCGCACUCAGACGACGUUCUUUAGCACUGAUUUUGACAACCAUGAGUUCCACCUGCCCAAAGAGGUCAAGAUUCUAAAUGUGAAGAAAGCUUCUACUGAGAGAAUCACCAGCAAUGCAUCAUCUGACCUCACUAUCAAAGGAGACGGUAAGGCCAUUAUUCGUGGCAACGAGGGAGUUUACAUCAUGGGCAAAACUGUGGAGUUCAGCAUGGGUGGGGACAUCGAGCUGAAAGCGGAAAACAGCAUUAUUCUAAAUGGUUCAGUGAUGUUCAGUCCUUCACGUAUACCAAACUCCUCUCUGGGGGGAGACUUGUACUUCAAUGAGGGGUUGGAGAGGUAUAAACUUUGCAUGUGUGCAGAUGGGACACUGUUCAGAGUGCAGGUCAAAUACCCCAACAUGGGCUGCCAGACGUCCGACAAUCCCUGUGGAGCAGCACACUGAAAAAAGUGAGAUGAAUACCACUGGAAUACACAUGCUCAUCAACGUUUUCAAAUGAAACAUGACAUUUCGGGUGAACUCCCA